Wickerhamiella sorbophila is the source of this 1452-nucleotide messenger RNA. RefSeq lists its product as hypothetical. The record is from RefSeq and is a predicted model, not a curated record. The transcript has a single exon. The coding region runs from base 1 to 1452 and encodes 483 amino acids. NCBI's taxonomy places the organism in Eukaryota, Fungi, Ascomycota, Dipodascomycetes, Dipodascales, Trichomonascaceae.
AUGGAUCAACCAUCUUUUACUAUGGCCGAGCGGCUGUAUAAAAAGGCGUACUCUGCUUCGUUCUGGAGCCAGAACGAUUCUAAACACGGGUUUGACUCAGAGACCACGACUAUUGUGCCGCAUCUUGCCGAUGCGCCCUUGUCUUUGAGACAGAAGGCACACAUUUUGCUAGGGGUUUGCAAAAUCAUCUCGUCAAAUGGGCGAAUACUGAGUAUAGAGGUUAUACGGACCUGGAAAUCGAUGAACAUUGUCAAAUCUAAACCUAAAACAGACCCGCUACUGCUACCUGCUCGAAGGUCUCGCUCCCACACUCUCCCAGAGAACCCGCUCAUCAACUUAGAGCUGGAAAAGGACUGGCCACCUUAUAAACUGCCCAAACUCGCCUACACCCAGACACCGUCGCAUUCCAUCAGCGAUUCUAUUCGGUUAACAGACUUCCCCUUGGACCAAACCGAGUCCGACUACUCUUCUGUCACAGAAAGUAUGCUUUCAUACCAGAGUGAUUUAUUUGGUAACGCGAAUCAGGUCUUGUUUGAUCUGACGGAACAUUCCGAUACUCCUUUCAACCAAGUAACGCCAAUUGCUUCGCCAGUUACGUUCAGUGAACCAGUCUACCCCGAUGAACCGAUCGAGCCUUUAGAUUUCAGCGAACCGGAUGAAACAGAGGACCCUACAGAAGCAAGACAAGAUCCCUCAAGGAAAUCUAAAGUGACUAUUCAAAAAGAGAUAUUUUAUUCCCAAGAUAAACUAAAUGAGUGGUUUGAUGGCUAUGAUGAGUUCUGCAAAAAUGCCUCUCGGCCAUCGAAGAAAAUAACAUUUGAACGAUUGUUUUGGGGUCGAGAAACUUGGUCUGCUAGGCAUAAUCGAAAACGCAGAGAGGCUGAGCUGCUGAAGAAAAACAAAGCAGCACCACCGGCCAUGCCGACACCAGACCUGAUAACACCAGACCAGAGCUCUGAUGCGGAUGAAUCCCCUCAUCUAGACGCUUUCGACAACCAAUUUGAUAUAAUGGAUGAUGCAGACAACAGUGAUAUUGAAUUUGAUGAGACACCGGGAAGUCCAAUGCUGGAACUUCGAAAGGGGGAGUUUGAACACACCCUGGAUACAGUGGGUCUUCUUCCUGAAUCGUGGGAUGAAUUACCGCCACACCCACGUAUCUCUGGGAGCUUUCAAAGAGACCAAAACGAACUUCAGGGUUUCUUACAACAGUUGACUGGCCAAGAUGCGUUGAUGGCUGGCCGAGUCACAGAAGAGGACGAUGUGGCAAUAUUGGAAAAAGUAAACACCCUUGGUGGGAAAUGUCUGUUUGAUCAAGUCCACACAGCAACUCGUCUGAGUAAAGGGCAUGCGUUUUUCUCGGUUUUGCGACUCGCUCAACAAGGCAAACUAUCGCUGAACCAACCAGACGUGUUCGGAAAAAUAACGAUCCAGUCCUCAUUUAGACCGCAUUAA